Bacillus rossius redtenbacheri is the source of this 1801-nucleotide messenger RNA. Its product is annotated as probable ribosome production factor 1. Gene Ontology annotation, molecular function: rRNA primary transcript binding. The transcript has 6 exons. Bases 180 to 1148 code for a protein of 322 amino acids. Gene Ontology annotation, cellular component: preribosome, large subunit precursor; nucleolus. NCBI's taxonomy places the organism in Eukaryota, Metazoa, Arthropoda, Insecta, Phasmatodea, Bacillidae. Gene Ontology annotation, biological process: maturation of LSU-rRNA; maturation of 5.8S rRNA. The record is from RefSeq and is a predicted model, not a curated record.
UAGUUUGCUGGUCCCCGCGUGCUUCACUAAGCGUGCAGAUCUCGCCAACGAGGAUUUUAAGAAGUUGACAGACUUUUCUAUAAAUCUAUGAUAUGGGCCAACCAUGUGAGAAUUGUUUGUACUGUAAAUUGUAAAUAUUGUAAAUAACGUGGCGUGGACAUAGGCACUUGGUAUUUCAAAUGGGUCGUGUAGUGAAAGACGUUGAGAAUGGUGGUUCAAAUGUUACUGGAAACGUUACACAGGGAAUGGAGAGCAGAUUAAACUGCAUAAAAAAUAAACGUAGGCGCCGGGAGGCAGUAAAAAAAGUUCUACAAGCGAAAAAGAAGCUAAAGAAGGAUGCCCGCAAGCAGAAGAGGAAGGGGGUGGAGGCCCGGCCCCGCCAGACGCCCCGCACCCUGGAGAGCACCCGGGAGAAGGACCCGGCGAUGGUGGACGCUCUGGGAGACAGCGAGUCGGAGGAGUACCAGUACUUGCUGGCACACGACGAGUUCAGCUCGUACUACAACAAGACGUACGAGCCGCGGGUGGUCGUCACGUUCAGCGACAACCCUCACACGAAAGUGCGUCGCUUCGGCCGUGAGCUGUGCCGCAUCAUCCCCAACUCCGUGUGCUUGAAGAGGAACCGUGCCAGCGUCAAGAAGAUGGUGCAGAGCUGCACGGAGCGCGGCUACACGGACGUGGUCAUCAUCAACGAGGACAGGAAGAUACCGAACGGCCUGCUGCUGAUCCAUUUGCCCGACGGGCCGACUGCCAACUUCCGGCUCAGCAACGUCAAGCUCAUGGCAGAGCUGAAGAGAGACAAGGAGGUGACGGCUCACCGGCCGGAGGUAAUCCUGAACAACUUCCAGACGCAGCUGGGCACGACGGUGUCCCGCAUGCUGGCCGCCCUCUUCCACUACGACCCGCAGUUCCGCGGCCGCCGGGCCGCCACCUUCCACAACCAGCGCGACUACGUGUUCUUCCGCCACCACAGGUACGAGUUCACGGAGACGGGCAAGGUUCGUCUGCGCGAGCUGGGCCCUCGCUUCACCCUGAAGCUGCGCUCGCUGCAGAAGGGAACCUUCGACUCCAAGAUGGGCGAGUACGAGUGGAUCAUCAGCGGCCGCCGCCACGAGAUGGAGACCAGUCGACGCAGGUUCUUCCUGUGAGGCCCGGUCGCAGUCCGGCCGCCACCUCUUGUUUCGUGUACUCUCUGGCAUUUCCAGCAGAUUAUACCUCUUCUUGUUCCCAGUGUGUUUCAACUUUUUAUUUGUUUUGGAUGUAUUUUAUAAUGGUUACAGUUAGGAAUGGAUUAAAUUCCACUUUUUUUUUAUUAUUCCGAUCCCGUAAAUUCCUUCGACGCCAGAUUUGAUUCCGAUUCUAAUUUUCAGUUAAACUUUCAUUCUAAAAGAUUUUAUGGAAAUUCAAGCAGAAGGUAACCUAAAGAAUAACACUUACGAAUUCUAAAUAUAUGUACAUUUUAUGAAAACUUUAAUUUGAAAAGCUUGCAAGUAUUUAUUAAUUGAAGUAUUUCUGUUUUCCCAACCCAUUCUCCUUUUAAAGACACCAACACCAUGUAAGUAACCAAUAAUAAAAUAAUCAUUUCUAGCCUACAACUGAUAAAUUCUGUUAGCAUCUGUUCAGCCACUGUGGUUCUCCAUCAACAAAUAUGUACCAAAUACAUAACAUAAGUUAUUAAAAUCCAUGAUUUUGUGUUCUGGUGAAAUUCCUCUCUCCUGUCAUGAUUGUUAACAGUCCUGAUUGUUGUGUUUCAAUUGAUGUAUGUCUGUGAAUGUUUAAAUUGAAGUUAUACACUAACUGA